UCCAAGUCCUCCCACGACUUGAGCCAAACGCUACAUAACAAUUAACAAGACUUGAUUCGCAAAACAACGGCCACCCCAAGCUCCGUAGCAUUUUAGGCAUUGGGGAGCACAAAUUACUGAGAAAACAUUAUUAGAAAUGGCGGGACAAGCGUCAGCGUCGUCGUCGUGUAUCUUCUGCCAGAUUGCCAGCAAAUCCACCUCCACUACCUUCCUCCACAGCGAUGAGAAGGUCCUGGCGUUUCAAGACAUUAGCCCAGCGGCUGUCAGGCAUUACUUGGUGAUUCCUGUGGAGCACAUUCCUUCUGUAAAAGAUCUCAAGAGGAGAACUGAGGACUACUCCUUAGUAAGUCACAUGUUAGAGGUAGGGCAAAUGCUAUUACGCCGAGAUGCACCUCAGAGCACGCAGUACAGAUUUGGCUUUCAUCAACCUCCGUUGAACUCUGUUAAACAUCUACACCUUCACUGUCUGGCGCUACCAUACACACCCAGAUGGAAAUCUAUAAAAUUCUUGUCUCUGGGAUCCCUUGGGUUUCUUGAAGCCGAGAAGCUGUUGGAGAAGCUGAAGCCUUUACCACCCGUUAUUUCAAAAGUGUGAUGCUCUUGUAAUUGGUUGGCUUUAUACAAACUUACAAAGUAAAGAUAUGGCCUUUGGCAAUUAGGUUGGGUAUAAUAUACAUUUCUAAUGUUGUAAGUUUUUGUCUUGUUCAAAUAUUUGUGUUCUGUCGUGUUGAAUAAAGAUGAUGUGUAAUAGCAUAAUCAACUCCAUAUGGAUAUUCCUAUUUAUCAAUACUUGAUAUUCCCAUUCCAA
Alnus glutinosa is the source of this 808-nucleotide messenger RNA. RefSeq names its product bifunctional adenosine 5'-phosphosulfate phosphorylase/adenylylsulfatase HINT4. Lineage: Eukaryota; Viridiplantae; Streptophyta; Magnoliopsida; Fagales; Betulaceae. Gene Ontology annotation, molecular function: catalytic activity. The record is from RefSeq and is a predicted model, not a curated record. The transcript has 6 exons. The coding region runs from base 137 to 595 and encodes 152 amino acids.